Molecule: messenger RNA, 6849 nt
Organism: Mercenaria mercenaria
Lineage: Eukaryota; Metazoa; Mollusca; Bivalvia; Venerida; Veneridae
Product: transmembrane channel-like protein 7
Exons: 20
Coding region: 209-2560 (783 amino acids)
Cellular component (GO): plasma membrane
Molecular function (GO): mechanosensitive monoatomic ion channel activity
Source: RefSeq, a predicted model, not a curated record
CGGAAGUCGAAUGGAAGACGCUUUGAACUGAAUUGUGCGUUUAAUUGACACAGACUAAAACAAACACCAAAGAGGAAGUGAUUGCCAAAACACACUGAAUUUUUAAUUUAUUACUUAGAUCAACUUUAUUAUAUCGUCAUACUGGCCUGUGGAUGAUUGUGAGAUGCUGCACUUUUAAGGCAUACAGUAUUGUGAUAAAGCAAAAGAUAUGGAUGGGCAAGGAAGACCAGAUCCAUACAGGGGGCACAGGGAACAGAUUCCACUUUCAAACAUAAACCCUGGAUAUCAAGAUGAAAUUGUAACAGAUUAUCCACGUGCAUCAUACAGUGAACAUGGACCUGCAAUACCGCUUGAACGAAGAGGUUCUGAUGCUUCGAGUUUUAACUCGGAGACUGGCAUUGGGGUACACAGAAGGUCACAGUGGGCUAAAGAGGAAGGGCCAAGAGAUACUGCUGUUUUGUUAGAAAGUCUUCCUAGCAAACAAUUAGAGAAGAUGGCCAGUGAGAUUGCACAUGGUCAGACAGUGAGAAAGAAAUCCAGUAGAAGGAAAUCUUUUCACCCUAACUUACAUUUUCCACAAGGUAGAGAUGUUUCCGAGGACUUUAUUCGGGCAGUGCAUGAUAAUCCAGAUGCAGCCGAACUUGAAGAUGAUGAUAUCAAGGCCAUGACGAUGAAUCUGUCGCAAAAACGAAGACUUAAGAGUGAAGUAAGCCUUAAGAGAAAACAGCCGAAAACAUUGACACGAUGGAAAAGAUUCAAAUAUAACUGUAGUAUAACUUGGAAACACUUUAAAUAUAAUCUAGCUGAGUUUGGAUACUUCCUAAAACUAUGGAGAGGUCACAUGAAGAAGAUAGAAGGUCAUUUUGGUACAGGAGUACUCUCGUACUUCCUGUUUCUCAAGUGGCUAUUUUACAUCAAUAUACCUGUGUUUGUGCUGACCUUUGGCUUCGUGAUACUGCCUCAGAUCCUGUAUAGACACAUGGUCCAGGAAGGGAAGGCAUACCCACAGAAUGUAUCGUUUACCGGAAAAGAGCUGCUUACUGGAGCAGGUUGGUUUGAAGAGACAGAGUUGUAUUAUGGUUACUACACGUAUGAGACAUUCAGCAUCACUAAAGACUCGUACUACAACAUGAAAUAUGCUUACCUGUUUACAUGUGGAGGGUACUACCUCCUCUGUCUGAUUAUUUUAGCUUUAAGUAUAUCAAAAUCCUACAAGAAGAAUUACAUAGAGGGUAGUGGAGCCUUCGAUUUCUACUAUGUGAGUCGAGUGUUCUGUGGAUGGGACUAUGGUAUUACAGCCAAAAAUUCUGCUACGCUGAAACAUAAAGGAAUAUUUAAUGAACUUAAAGAAUAUUUAUCUGGUUCGAGAAAAGAAGAGAAGGAAAAAACAUUUGGCGAGAAAUGUAAAUGGUUCAGUAUACGAGUGGUGACAAAUCUUCUGAUUCUGGGCAUGAUAGGUGGAUCUGGUUAUCUUAUCUUCUACAUAUCAGAUACUCAGUCUGUUAAUGUUGACAUUCCUGUUCUUAGUGAGAUGGCAAUGCCAUUGUGUGUGUCUGGAGUAAAUCUUGUGCUUCCAUUUAUAUUCUCUGUAAUUGCUAGAGUGGAGAGUUACGAAAAACCAAAAAACGAGCUAUACAUAAAUAUGACAAGGACCAUGUUAUUAAAAGCUGUCACUCUGGGUGUGCUGGUGUAUUUCUGGUAUCAGAGGCUAGAACAUAAUUGUAGAGAGACCUUUAUUGGCCAGCAAAUAUACAGGCUAGUGAUUGUGGAUUUCAUCUUUAUACUGCUUACAACAUUCUUUGUUGAGUUUGUUAGAAGGUUAAUGAAAGAGUAUUGCUGUAAAUCUUUGAGUUAUCCAGAGUUUGAGAUAGGCAGGAACACACUGAACCUGAUCUACUCACAGGCACUAUGCUGGCUAGGGAUGUACUUCGCACCAAUGUUGUCACUCAUUAUGAUCAUCAAACUUUUCAUCAUCUUUUAUGUCAAAAGAGUAAGUGUGAUACAGAAUUGUAAACCAUCACUACGACCUUGGCGAGCAUCCAGGGCACACACGAUCUUUAUGGGCUUUCUCUUCUGUUUCUUUAUAAUGGCAACAGCCGCUGUUGCUUGUGCCAUAAUAUUUUUAAAGCCAAGCACAGACUGUGGUCCUUUCCGGAAUCACACAACAAGCUAUGAGGUUGUGGAGCAACUUGUAGAGGGCUGGAGGAAUAAAUACGAAGUGUUGCAUACCAUCAUCCAAGUUAUCUCGUCUUCCGGCUUUAUCGCUGCCACACUAGUGGUACUGUUAGUGUUGACGUACUAUAUGAGGAUUGUGAUGGUAGGACAUAAAGAGAUGGUAGACUUGCUCAGACAACAGCUUUCUAUGGAGGGUAGAGACAAGGCAUAUUUGUUGAACAUGUUGCAAGCUGCUAACAAGAAACACAAAGAUCGUCCAAAAGGUCCGAAUCGUAUACUGUCUUCUGGGUCAGAGGCUUCGGGGACUCUAACCAGCACGGCACCAGAUGGCAGCCAAGCAACAGUUUCAGCAGAAGUGCACAAUGACUGUGAUGUUAUGUUAUGAAACCAGUCUGUUAUCAUGUAUGUAACCAGUCUAGGUGGUAGACAAUUUGUGAAACAAUUAGCGGCAACAGCAGACAAGAUUAAAGACGGGAACGCACAACAGCAAACACGACGGAGAAAUCGAGAUGGAGCAGGAGCUGGGGCAGCCUCUUCAUAAUCAUGCCAUGUACUUCAUGUAUUCCCUGUUAUGACUUAAAUACAGUGAAACAACACUCGCUCAAGCAUUGAUGAUGCAAGCACCUGGGCUCACUUGAGUAAUGUGUCUCUCAUCAUUUUCCUUAGAUUUUCUAUGUCUGGAUUGGUUGUAACAGUGGAUGACAGUAGGAUUUUGCUCAUUCCUUUUUGAUAUCAAGCAAAUGGUGUUUUACUGUAAUGCAGGAAAAUCAAUUAUACAUUAGAAUGCUUCUAGCAUUUUGAGUGAUUGUGCGAAUGCACAUUUUUGUCAUUGAAAUAACUACACUAAGUCUUACUUCUUCUGACAAAGCACAAAUAUUAUCAAUGGCUUCCCAGGCUACUUGAAAUAUAUGAAUGUCAUAUAAUUGUUAUACACAGUAUUUUUUGUACCUCAUUGAAAAAGUUUUAUAUUGCGUAAAUGUCGUAGUCUUUGAAAUAAGAGAAUCAGAGUUUUAGAUUUCUGUUCUUAUGAAGCCUAAGCCUGGUCUGCAAUAAAUUAAAACUUUUUUGAACAAAAUUUUAUAUUCUUUACAAGUUUUUGGGGCUUCAGUUUGAACAGUCAAACCAGAGAACAAAGACAACUUGGCUUUAAAGUCCACUUCAUUUAGGAUUUAAAUCUUUACAGUACUUACAGAGCUUUUUUAUUUGUGAAUAGAGCUCGUGCUAAAUAUGACCUUUUCAUAUAUAUUCAGGUUUGACUAUUUUGUUUUAUUUUGCACAGUCAUUUUGAAUAGAUGAAACUUUAUUCAUACUAUCCAGAUAGCAGAUUGCAUUUGAUUAAACAGAAAAGAAAAAAAAAAACAUUGUUACAGAAUGCAGAAUAUAGAACUAUGACAUAUCAGAGUUUUAUCAUUUUUCUAGGGAUAAACAAUCCCAGACAUUUUAUCUUUGUUGAAGAAAAAAAAGAGCAACUAGGGAUAAUACUUGGCUCUUACACAGGUGACCUUAAAAGGACACUGUACCAGAUAAGAUGAACAUUGAAAUUUCACGGUUUUUAAAAGGUAGCAAUUCAUGAUAGAUUAAAAAUUUCCCGAAACAUUCAGAUUUCUUUCUAUUAUUAUAAUUGCUUACUAAUGAAAGCAUUUUCUAAACUUUGAAAAAUUUUACCCAAAUCCAGAGGCAUGCAGCUUUCACCACCAAUUUUGCUUUAUUCAGGGUGAGAGUAAGUGAAAUUUGCAUAAUAAAAAUAAUGUGUUAUAGAUGUGUUGUAAUCUUGUAUGCACAAAUAUCUUUGUAUUUUCUCAUAAAAUAUGUCAAAGUGAUCUGACUUUUUAAUGUAUUACAUUUUUACCACUACAUUUCAUUAUGUUUCAAAAUAGGCUUUCCCCAAAUUAUUGUAUGGGUUGUAGCACGGUUGUGAUCAGUGAUAUUAUAUUUCACCUUGUACAUAUUAUGUAAGGAAGAAUUUUGUGUCUUGUUGUAUGUCUUAGAUUAAAAAAAAGUGACUACUUAAAACACUAAAAUCAUAUGCUUAUCCUCUUUCACAGAAUAUUUUCGCAUGUGAGGAUGGUGUCAGUUCCUCAUGUGGGGAAGUUGUCUGAUUCAUGUGUCAUUUUUACAAACAGAGUUGCAUACAUAUGCAGAAUGUUUAGAAUUGACCUCACAUAUUGCUGUAAAUUGUAAUACUUUCAUUUAUUUUUAUGCAUCAACCUUGUGUAUUCUGUCUCCUCUUGCUCUGUGAUAAAUAUCCUCGUAUGUUAUGUCUUUCGAAUUUCACUCUGGCCCUCUCAUCUGGGUUCAAAACCUUGCUUGUUGUGUAGGAUUCUACGAUGUGAGGAAGCAGUCUAGCUGGUUUAUGGAAGGUUGGUGGUCAGAAAUAAUGCCGGCAACAGCCCCUUGGGUCUUUCACCAACAUCAAAAGCUAGAAAGUCACCAUGUGACCUACGUUCAUUCUUUAUCAGCCCUUCUUUCACAAAGUUUAAAUCGAAAAUAUUUCAGCCCACAUUUUAACAUAUUCUGUAAAUGUCAUGUUGUUUUUAAAAAAAAUAGCGAUUUCUUUUUUUGCUAGCAAAAUAGCAACUUUUCAAACUAAGAUAUCACGUUUUCCUAGCAAAAGUUUUAUUCAGAGGGCAAUUUUUGAUCCAAUUUUGGUAAGAGUUUUUUAAACAGUAUAAAAAAAUGCAGUUGAAAAUCAGCAUUUUGGUUAUUUUCAAUCAAGUGUCAUCAAAAUUACUUCUCACUAUAUGUAUUUUCAUUCAGUCUAAUUUGACAGAAUACGUCUUGGAUUGUGACUGUGCAAAUUUGAAGUCACUUCAGUCAAAUUUCUAUGUAUUUACAUCUUACAGUGUCAAAUAAAAUGAAAAUUUUGUUGCCUACAUAAAGGAAUGAACAUACAUUGCAAACAUAAAAAAACUUGGAAAAAAUGUGUUUCAAAUAGCGCAAUAGUCCUAAAAUGUAUCUUAAAUAUACUGUAUAUGUCAUAUUUGUAGGGAUAACGCAUGUUUUUUUGUGUUAUAACAUCUGCAGAAUCCCAAGGGAUUGGUUGGUGCCCGAGCCUGGUAGGGCGAGGGUACAAAUUUUUCCCGAGGGAUACUGAAGAUGUUGUAACACGAAAUGAACAUGCGUUAACGCUAUUCUAACAUAAAAUGCAUAAAAAACUAAUAAACGAAUAAAUUAUCCCUCAACGUCAUUAACUUUUCAUGAAACACGCGGGAAUGUCUGCGUUGUUUUUUCACGUUGACGUCAUUUCCUUUUGAAUUAUCCGUUUUGGGGCCGUAAUGCGUUUAUGCUUUGCCACAGAACACGCAUAUAUAAAAAGGUGUUAUAACAGCACGUGAGCCUGAGAAUCUCUCUGUUAACACACGUUUACUCUCCUGUUAAAACCCCCGAAAAGUGACAAGAACAGCAAUUUUAUGUUAGAAUACAUGUACAUGUAUAUGUGUGUGAGACUUUAUAGCGAAAAACACCUCUUACAGGUAUCAUUUUUAAGUUGAUUUCAUGUCGUCUUGAAGUAAAAGGCUUCUAAAGUCCCUUUGAAUUUGAGGAAGUUAAUCGAGUUCAAGAUAUCCAGUUGGAACUGUACUUUGAAAUUGUUUAAAUGUAAAUGUUUCACAGACAAAAUCAAAAUUUGUACAUAUUAUUAGUAAAUUAACAGCAGUAAUUCAGUCACAGAAGCUGAAGGAAUGAUUGUCUUUUGUCAAAUGCCUGAGCUGCCCUGUUCUCUUUAUAUUUUAUACGUCAGUGAAUUUGUAUCCCAAAUUAAUAGAUAUUCAAGUUAAAUUUACACUGAAAACUUCUUGUACAACUAAAUUUUGAUUUUGCCAGAACUUUGUUUAUAGUGCAUAACAAAUGUUUUACACCUGCAGACAAAAUUAUAUUUUCGGGGAAGUUUUGAUUGUUAGGAGCCCUCCAUUGUCAAUGGUAAAGGUUACUGACUUUGAACAGCUUGCCGCUCACUACUGCAAGUUUGAAACAUUGCUUUGGAUGUUGGAAUCUUUUUUACAAGGAAGUCAUUCAGCUUGCAUGCUGAAAGGUACCGUAGAUGGUUCUACAGAGUUAACUGCCUGUGACUGAAAUAAUGCAAGUAUGGGUACCAUUGAUCUUUGUCUAAAAGCAGGAAAGUUACUGUAUGACAUAUCAUUGUUUUGUUGUGAAUUAAAACCCAACAAAUCAAAUCUUGAUUUACUCAAGUGAAUAUUAUUAUAGCCCUUUGGUCAGUAUUCCUCAACAACUCAAGUCUGGAAAUAUGACUCUCAAAAUUUAGAAUAAGUACAGAUUGUAAUGAAAUUUUGUAUAAAUAUGCCUCCAGACCUAGUUUUACACAUCCCAGAAAAAAAAUCUUCAGUUAAUAUGAACAACCAAAACAAAGUUAUGGCAAAUUCAGUGUUUUGGGCCCUAUUGCCGCUAGUCCUUUUUAGACUCCAAUAUAUUACUGAAUGUGGACCCAGGUAAUAAAAGGACCAUCAGGCAACGACUUAAAACUGGUUUUGUUGAACAUGCAAUAAACUGAUGCAUGUUUGUUUCUAUAUGCAAAAAUGCACAGAAUACACAAUAUAUUUUGAUAUGUGCAAUGUUUGAAUUAAAUAGCUAUUAAGUUUUCUUGAUUGUAUUCUCUUUAUUUAGCAUAUUUUAAAGUUGUUGAAAUAAUUUUAUAUAUAAAUAAACAGAUAUACAUUA